Molecule: messenger RNA, 2140 nt
Organism: Lotus japonicus
Lineage: Eukaryota; Viridiplantae; Streptophyta; Magnoliopsida; Fabales; Fabaceae
Product: probable disease resistance protein At1g62630
Exons: 3
Coding region: 198-1895 (565 amino acids)
Biological process (GO): defense response; signal transduction
Molecular function (GO): ADP binding
Source: RefSeq, a predicted model, not a curated record
GUACACAUCUCUCAAUUUUACUAUUACGUUGACCAAAAAGAAAAGAAAAGAAAAAGACCAACUUGUAAUGCCCAACGUCCAGUUCCAGUAUUUAUCGAUCCCGUGAGGAAAAGCUUGGUUAAGGCAGAAAACAAAAUCAACUUUCUGGGUGCAGUGCAUGCCAUCUCCACAUUUUGUGGCAGCAAUUACACUUUGGAAUGGAGAGCUCUCCCUCGCCUACAAUUCAGGCCAAAUAUGAUCUUUUGAAUGCACUACAAGAUGAUACAUGCCAUUCAAUUGGACUGUUUGGAGAGAGGGGCUCUGGUAAAACAGCUCUAGUGAAAGCCGAGAUACCCGAGUAUCGGAAGAUCUUUGAUGCAGUUGUAUUUGUCACUGUGAAACCAUUAGAUAUCUGGAAGCUUCAACACCAAAUUGCUCUCCAGUUCAGAAUAAAUAUGGAGUCCGUUAAAAAACAAAGUGCAAGAGCAUCAGUGAUACAUUCUGCAAUAAAAAGUAAAAAUAAAGCUCUUGUCAUCUUUGAUGAUGUUUCCACAGGCACAGCUGACUUCAAUCUACAAAACAUUGGUAUUCCUAAUCCUAGUAUGAAGUGCAAGAUUCUUUUGAUCACACAUGACAAAAACUUCUGCAACAUGAUGAGAUAUUACUAUUGGAUUCCUAUGCAUCCCCUGCAGUCCUUCCCUUCCGGAAACUUUGGGUAUUAUUUCAACACUACAAAAGAGGCUUCUCAGAAACUUUUAGAGGCACUAAAUGAUGAUAGCUGCUAUGUAAUUGGAUUGUACGGGAAGAAGGGUUCCGGUAAAACAUCAUUGGUGAGAGCUGAGAUUGACAAGUAUAAAAUGAUUUUUGACAAUGUUUUGUUUCCCACUGUGUCAAAAAAUCAAGAUAUCUCAAGCAUUCAAGAGGGAAUUGCUAACAAGUUGGAUAAUGUUCAUUUUGAAAGAGAUGACAGUGAUCGUGUAAGAUUAAUGAAAACAAAUUCUGCAUUUGAUGCUAUGGAUGGAACUACUCUUGUCAUCUUGGAUGAUUUCCCAACAAUUUAUAAACCGCAGGAACUUGGUAUUCCUUAUGGAGGGAAACAGUGCAAGGUUCUCUUGACCACACGUGAUGAAGCAGAUUGCAUCUCGAUGGAAUGUGACCGUUCAAUUUUUCUCAAGCCCUUAUCUGAUGAUGAAGCUUGGGUGCUGCUACAAAAGCUCUCAGGUGUUAACUACAGAUCCACUCUAUUAGACGUGGCCCAGAAAGUUGCUUUUAAAUGCAAUGGGCUGCCUGGUCUAAUCAAAGAAGUGACAUCUUCCUUAAAAAAGAAGUCUGCUCUAGAGUGGGAAGAAUCAUUAGUCAGUCUAAGCCACUCGACCGCUCGUUACCAGAUAUUUAUCAGUUUUCGAGGAAUGGAUACUCGAGAUGAUUUUACAAAGCCUCUAUAUCAAGGAUUGUGUCGGGAGGGAUUCGUGACCUUUAAAGAUGAUGAAUCAUUGGAGGGUGGGUCUCCAAUCGAGAAACUCCUUGAUGACAUUGAAGAAUCGAGGUUUGCAAUUAUUAUUUUAUCUAAGAACUAUGCAGAAUCUGAAUGGUGCCUUAAAGAACUUUCUAAGAUUCUUGAAUGUAAAGAUCAAGAGGGGAAGAAUCAAUUAGUUUUACCAAUCUUCUACGAAGUGACACCCACGGAAGUAAGGCAUGUAAUAAACAGAUAUGCUGAUGCCAUGGCCAAACAUGAAAAGAAUGGAAUAGAUUCCAAGACAAUUCAAGCAUGGAAGAAGGCUUUGUUUGAUGUUUGUACGCUGACGGGAUUUGAAAAGCCUUCCGAUUGGACCAGAGAUCAAUUCAUAGGGAAGAUCGUCAAUUUUGCUUGUGAGCACAAACAUCGCUUGCAUAUACAAAGCAAGUAUAUGAAUUAGAAGAUUUCAACUUCUCAUUUUUUUUUUCGAAAACAGAAGAAAUUUCAACUUCUCUUUUACAAUGAGUGAAACACACAGAAUUGGUUGUAGUAAUGGUUAUUGGCUCAAAAAUGGAUUGUGAUUGCUUAUCGUUUUUUAUAUAGAUGUUCUUUGAUUGUGAUUGUAAUUUGUACGUUUUGGACACAUUUCUAUGGAUCGUAUUUAGUAUUUACUAAUGAAUUGAAUAAUAAAAAUGUGUUGAAGAA